GCGUUUCCAAAACUCAUACGUGGCAAGCGGACAUGUCCCCGUCCAUCUCUACCAAGCAUCUGGACUCGAUUGCGUCCAGGUUACUUCCUUCACAUUUCGUUUCAUAUUUCAUACAAAAAAACGAAGACGAAAGAAGCUCUUCGAAAUUUAUAAAUUAUCCUCUGCAUUUAGCUCCCUUCCAAUUCCAGAUCGUCUCUUCAAAUCCGUAAUUCUCUUAUACAGUCUGGAGUUUUCACAAGUUGACGUUAGGAAGAAGACGAUGACGAGCCCGAGAAAAAGAGAGAGGGCCGGUCAGGUGCAAGUGCAGCAGGAUCCUCCUUACCAUGUUCUUCAUAAGCUGCCUCCUGGUGACAGCCCCUACGUCAGAGCCAAGCACGUUCAGUUAGUUCAGAAGGAUCCAGAAGCAGCUAUAGUUUUGUUCUGGAAGGCAAUAAACGCUGGAGAUAGGGUGGAUAGUGCCCUCAAAGACAUGGCAGUAGUCAUGAAGCAGCAAGAUAGAGCAGAAGAAGCAAUUGAAGCAAUAAAGUCUUUCAGGGAUCGCUGCUCUAAGCAGGCACAAGAAUCCCUAGACAAUGUACUAAUUGACUUGUACAAGAAAUGUGGUAGAGUUGAGGAGCAAAUAGAGCUACUGAAGCAGAAACUUUGGAUGAUUUACCAGGGAGAGGCCUUCAAUGGUAAGCUUACCAAGACAGCGCGCUCCCAUGGAAGGAAGUUUCAAGUCACAAUCAAGAAAGAGACUUCCAGGAUACUGGGGAACUUAGGUUGGGCCUACAUGCAACAAGGGAACCAUGUGGCUGCAGAAGUGGUGUAUCGUAAAGCCCAAAUCAUCGACCCAGAUGCCAACAAGGCCUGCAACCUAUGCCUAUGCCUGAUCAAGCAAACACGAUACGUCGAGGCACAAUCAGUUCUUGAUGAUGUCUUGCAGGGCGCGCUUUCAGGAUCUGAUGAGCCCAAAUCAAAAAUUCGCGCCAAGGAACUGCUCCAGGAGCUAGAGCAAUGUCAAACUGUAGUUUUGUCAUCGAAUUCAUUGAGUUUGAAUAUAGAAGAUGCUUUUCUGGAGGGGCUUGACCACUUGAUGAAGCACUGGACCCCUCUAAGGUCUAGGAGACUUCCUAUCUUUGAAGAGAUUUCUUCAUUUAGAGAUCAAUUAGCUUGUUGAUUUUGUAGGGAGUUUGUAGAUACUUCUCCAUUAUUUUUUGAUGUUUGUAUAAAUACUAUAAGAAAGUAUAAUCACUUGGCCAUCUGUUCUCUUUGCUCAAGUGGAUAUCUUGUCCACUUUUUGUACUUUUUUCUCUUGUUAAUGAAAUUUGUUCCCAAUCAAAA
Messenger RNA from Prunus mume (Japanese apricot), 1323 nucleotides. Its product is annotated as Tetratricopeptide repeat (TPR)-like superfamily protein. Gene Ontology annotation, molecular function: protein binding. Lineage: Eukaryota; Viridiplantae; Streptophyta; Magnoliopsida; Rosales; Rosaceae. The record is from RefSeq and is a predicted model, not a curated record.